Molecule: messenger RNA, 435 nt
Organism: Symbiodinium necroappetens
Lineage: Eukaryota; Dinophyceae; Suessiales; Symbiodiniaceae
Source: the annotation of a GenBank genome assembly
AUGCUGAACUGCCCUGUGGGCUCGAUGCUGAAGCGUGACAGUAUGUGGAGCGUGAGAAGCAUGGAUGAGAAUGACUGCUGCACAACCGCCGCGGCUGCGGAAGGUGUGGCAAUCGUUGGUGUGCGAAGUGCUGGAUGGGCAGAUGGCAGUGAAGCCGUUUUCUUGGCGAACGGCGUGGACUUCCAUUCUGGGCCAAGUCGCGGCCUGACUGUGGUCACCGUGCGGCCGAAUGGAACCCUCACAGAUUCAGCAACCUUCGAUACCAUGAAAUCCGGGUCUGACGCGCUGGCCGCGUACAUCAUCGGCAUUGAGAAUGGAACCAUGGUUCUGAUCGGUGCGCGUGACGAGGCCUCCGCCAAUCUUACAGACACGGCGAAAGCAGCGAUCAAAACCUGCGGUGCAACCAUGAUCGACGGCAGCACCCUCAGCAUGUAG